Molecule: messenger RNA, 1905 nt
Organism: Papaver somniferum (opium poppy)
Lineage: Eukaryota; Viridiplantae; Streptophyta; Magnoliopsida; Ranunculales; Papaveraceae
Product: double-stranded RNA-binding protein 1-like
Exons: 7
Coding region: 161-1732 (523 amino acids)
Molecular function (GO): double-stranded RNA binding
Source: RefSeq, a predicted model, not a curated record
CUUACAUGCACAUAUUCUUUCUCUCUCACUACAAAAACGGAAAUUCUCACUCCCUUCUUCUCUUUUUCUCUCCGCACUCAAAAUUUAUUAGUUUCUCUUGAGUUAAAGAAUUGAACACUAGAGAGAAAUACAAAGAGAGAUUCACAGAGGAGAGAAAACAAUGUAUAAGUCAAGGCUUCAAGAACUUUGUCAUCACAAAUUAUGGGGUUUACCUAACUAUACAUCCACAAGAGAUGGACCUGAUCACAAUCCUAGAUUCAAAGCUUCUGUAUUAAUCAAUGGCGUAUCUUUUGAUACACCUGAUUUUUGUAAAUCUUCCAAAGAAGCUCAAAAUGAAGCUGCUAAACUUGCUUAUCAUCAUUUUGCUUCUUCCGAUCCUCUUUAUCGCCCUAAAAUCAUACUCAGAGAUUCUCCUACUUCUCCGUUGUCUUCCUCACCUGCUUCUUCAACUACAAGCAAUGGGGUCAAAUCUAAUGCUUCUAGGGAAGUAGUAUUGCCACAACAAAAUCAAGAACAAAGGAAGUCUGUGAAAGAUGGAUGUGUUGUAGGUUCUUCAAGGGCACAGUCACAACCUAAUCAUGAACUAAAAAGCAAUUCUGUUAAAGGUGGAGAAGUCUCCGCUAUCAAAGAUGACUUGCAAUAUUUGCACAAGAGCCAGCUGCAAAUUUACGCUCAGAAGAGAAACCUCAGUUUGCCCAUUUAUUCUUGUGUACGUGAGGGUCCUCCUCAUAACACACACUUUAAAGCUAUUGUUACAGUUGAUGGACAAACCUUUGAGAGCCCUGAGUUUUUUCGCACACUAAAGGAAGCAGAACAUGCCGCUUCAAGAGUUGCUUUGACAUCGUUGAUGCGUGACGGUAACAGUAUUCUAGAGGAAGAGUCAGGUUUCUACAAGAACUUUUUACAGGAAUUCCUUCGGAAAGAAGGUCUUCCCUUGCCAACUUAUAAGACAAAAUCUUGUGGCUCACCUCAUCUACCAACAUUCCAGUCGACCGUGGAAGUAGGUACUGAUGUUUUUGAAGGUAUAGCAGCCAGGACCAAGAAACAGGCAGAGAUGAAUGCGGCAAAAGUUGCGUAUUCUCAUCUUAAGGAGUAUAAAUUGAAUGGAAGUACGAGCUCUCAAGCGAAGGAUGCUUUUCGGUGCAAUUCUUCUAACUCAAUCCCGUCCUUGAAUCUGGAGUUGCAACUGAAUGUCAAAUCAGAAGGUCCUCUUUCUACAUCAUCCGAGGAGCAUAAAAUAGCACAGAAAGGUAGCUGUGAGGAUGCUAAUUUGUCCAAGCCAGUCGUAGAUGAGGGACAAUUCCGUAAUCAUCCCUCAGUUGCUUCUUCCUUCAAGCCAGGUAUUACUUCAACUAUGAGGAGCAAGGAAUCUGACGAGAUAUAUGCACGUCUGCGUGAUCCAUUACCUUCAUCUCUUUCCUCAACCGGUGAUUAUGCGUCAUCGUCACUUUCACCUGAUGAUAUUGAGCAAUCAUCACUUUCCUCUGCAGAUGAUAAUGAGCCAUCAUUGUGCACCAUGGUUUCCCAGUUUGCUGAUCUAUCCACAGCUGCAUCAAAUAUGAGCACAAUGUUCCCCACUGAGAUGAGGAGUUCAUUACUGUGCAACAGAGUUAGGGUGUACCCACGAAAGCCAGACAUGGUGUUUCCGGAGGGUGUUACGGUGAUGCCCAUUAGCGAUGACCAAUGGGUUGCUGUGAGCUUGGAUAUUCCGAGCCAACAAGUAACUACUUAGAUAGUCAAGAGUCAACAUCAUGUCUUUCCUAUGGUCGAUUGCUGUGAGCUUGGUUAAAAAGAAAACAGAUCAUGAUCUUUUGCUAAAGAAUAUAGUAAUACUAACAUUUAGAGUAGCAUAUGUUAUACAAAACAGUACUUCGAUAAUUCAACACUUGAAUCUUUUUAUGGACA